This is a messenger RNA of Ananas comosus (pineapple), 3462 nucleotides long. RefSeq names its product protein argonaute MEL1-like. The transcript has 21 exons. Bases 69 to 3032 code for a protein of 987 amino acids. Gene Ontology annotation, molecular function: protein binding; RNA binding. Gene Ontology annotation, cellular component: cytoplasm. Gene Ontology annotation, biological process: regulatory ncRNA-mediated post-transcriptional gene silencing. The record is from RefSeq and is a predicted model, not a curated record. Lineage: Eukaryota; Viridiplantae; Streptophyta; Magnoliopsida; Poales; Bromeliaceae.
CCUCGUUCUUUUCUCUUCUUCCUAGCUCUUCGUCUUCUUUAACCUACUCUUUACACGCGGGGCUGUCGAUGUCGCAGCGCGGGGGAGGCGGAGGCGGAGGCGGAGGGCGUCGCGGUCGCGGCCGGGGCCGCGGCCGCGGCGGCGGCGAGUACAACUACCCUAGGGAGCCUCCGACGGGCGCGGAGGCGCCGUACGCCCAGCGCGGGGGAGGACGCGGCGGAGGGAGGGGCCGCGGCGGAGAUGGUGAGGGGGCUGGUCCGCAGCCGCCUCCUCAUGGUGCUUACCAAGCGCGGCGGCCGCAUGCGGCGGCGGAUGCGCCCUCGUCGUCGUCCUCCUCGUCGGCGGCGGCGGCGGCGGAGGCGCUCGGGGAGGAGGUGCGGAGGCUCACGAUCAGGGAAGAGGCUCCCGGAGCUCCCGCGGCGGCGGCGGCGAAGCAGGAGGAAGCGGCGGCUGCGGUGCCGGUGGCGCGGCCACCAGCGUCGAGCAGGGCUGUGAAGUACACGCCGCGGCCGGGGUUCGGGACCGUGGGGACCAGGUGCGUCGUCCGCGCCAACCACUUCCUCGUCCAGGUCGCGGACGCGGAUCUGUGUCACUAUGACGUCGCAAUCUCUCCAGAAUCAAAAUCAAUCGCCAUCAAUAGAGCUAUUAUCUCCGAACUUGUUAGGCUGCACAGGCCCUCUUUGUUAGGUGGGAGGAUUCCUGCCUAUGAUGGCAAGAAAAGUUUGUACACUGCUGGGGCUCUGCCCUUCGAUGUGAAGGAUUUCGCAAUUAAGCUGCCGGGGGAGAGAGAAAAAGAAUACAAAGUCACUAUUAGAUUUGCUGGAAGGGCAGACUUGCACCAUCUGCAACAGUUCUUGGACGGUCAGCAGAGGGAUAUGCCGCAGGAAACUAUUCAAGUGCUUGACGUGGUGCUUAGGGAGACUCCUUCGACGAAGUAUGUUACUGCAUUGAGAUCAUUCUUCUCUCCCACAUUUGGACAAAGAAGUGAUAUUGGUGAAGGCUUGGAAUGCUGGAGAGGCUAUUACCAGAGUGUCCGCCCUACGCAAAUGGGUCUUUCUUUGAACAUCGACAUAUGUGCUACCUCGUUCUACAAGGCCAUACCUAUUGUAGAUUUUGUAGGAGAGAAUCUGAAGCUUAGCUACAACGCGAGGCCCUUGUCAGAUAGGGAUGUUGUCAAGAUAAAGAAAGCUCUUAGAGGGAUCCGCGUAGAAGCUACUCAUCGGAGAGAUAAAUGCAUUCGUUACAGGAUAAGUGGAGUAACAUCAGUUCCAAUGAAUCAGCUGAUGUUUCCUGUUGAUGAGCAGGGAACAAUGAUUUCUGUGGUACAAUACUUCAGAGAACAAUACAGAUAUUCUUUGAAGUAUAUUCAUUGGCCUUGUCUUCAAGCUGGCAAUGAUAAAAGGCCCAUUUACUUACCAAUGGAGGUUUGCAAAAUUGUUGAAGGACAGAGGUACGCGAAGAAGUUAAAUGAACGACAGGUAGCAAACAUACUAAGGGCAACAUGUCAACGACCGCAACAGCGGGAACAAAGUAUACUGGAGAUGGCUGCUUUUAAUGAUUAUAAGAAUGAUAAAUACGCGAAAGAGUUUGGAAUGACGAUUGCGGAUCAGCUUGUAUCUGUGGAUGCUCGCGUGCUGCCACCGCCGACACUUAAAUACCAUGAGUCUGGCAGAGAGAGGUCUUGCAAUCCUGCUGUUGGCCAGUGGAACAUGAUUAAUAAGAAAAUGGUUAAUGGUGGAACUAUCCAAAGCUGGACGUGCUUGAACUUAUCACGUGUGCCGCCGGGUGAUGUGCAUAGAUUUUGCGGUGAUCUGGUUGGCAUGUGUAACAAUAUCGGGAUGCAAGUCAAUCCCAGGCCGUCUGUCGAAAUUCAGUUUGCUAACCCCAAUAGAUUAGAAGCUGCUUUAGCAGAUGUUCAGAAGAAGUCUAUGGGGCGUCUUCAGCUGCUUAUAGUUAUUUUACCUGAAACUAGUGGCUAUUAUGGAGUAAUUAAGCGCGUGUGUGAAACUGAGCUUGGAAUCGUGUCGCAAUGCUGCUUACCAAGGAAUGCUUUCAGGGGGAAUAACAAGCAGUAUCUCGAAAAUGUUGCUUUGAAAAUCAAUGUGAAGGUUGGAGGUCGAAACACAGUGCUUGAAGAUGCACUUCGCAGUAGGCUUCCUUAUAUAACUGACAGGCCGACAAUAAUCUUCGGCGCUGAUGUCACUCAUCCACCACCGGGAGAGGAUUCUUCAGCCUCAAUCGCUGCGGUGGUCGCCUCAAUGGAUUGGCCGGAGGUCACCAAGUACAGAGGCUUAGUCUGUGCCCAAGAACAUAGGCAGGAGACAAUUCAAGAUCUGUACUCGCUUCACCAAGUACCGGACAGGGGUACUCAGCCUGGUGGAAUGAUUAGGGAGCUCUUGAUUGCCUUCCAUAAAGCAACGAAUCGCAAGCCUGACAGAAUCAUCUUUUACAGGGAUGGUGUUAGCGAAGGGCAGUUUGGCGAAGUCCUGCUAAGGGAAGUUGAUGCUAUUCGUAAGGCUUGUGCUUCACUACAAGAGGGGUACCUUCCUCCUAUCACUUUUGUGGUUGUUCAGAAGAGGCACCACACUCGCCUCUUUCCUGAAGUUCAUGGGAGAAGAGAAAUAACUGACAGGAGUGGGAACAUCUUGCCUGGCACAGUAGUAGACACACAAAUUUGCCAUCCAACCGAGUUCGACUUCUACCUCUGUAGUCAUGCUGGUAUACAGGGGACAAGCAGGCCUACUCACUACCAUGUUCUCUUUGACGAAAACCGCUUCACGGCUGACGGACUGCAGAUGCUAACUAACAAACUUUGCUACACCUAUGCCCGGUGCACGCGCUCCGUGUCGGUUGUUCCUCCGGCAUACUACGCACAUCUGGCCGCAUUCCGCGCCCGAUAUUAUAUGGAGGGGGGCAGUUCGGAUGGAGGGUCGACUUCUGCAGGUGGAAGCCGGAGUCGGGAAAGGCCGGCCGGAGUGAGACAACUUCCAAAGAUCAAAGACAACGUAAAGGAUGUGAUGUUUUAUUGCUGAAGGCCCUUUUUCGCGCGUUAUUGGUCGGUCGGUCCUUUUGAUUAAACAUAUAUACAUAUAUGAGUCUUUUUUUUGUUUUAAACUUGCUGGUGUCUUGGUCAAGUUUUGUCGAUACGGGGUCGUCUCCUGGAACUACAUUACUAACUGCAGUAGGUGUGCUGUGACUUUGCUUGAAACUCUUGUGGUGUUCAUAUUCGGCGGUGCCUGAUUUCUUGGCACAGCUAUACUUCGUAGAGGCGUUAGCUGGAUACGGGUGUUACCUUUGUGUAACUAAAGAUGAUUUCUCUUGAAAUUUAUGUACUUUGGAGGUUUUGUUUGGACAAUUAAAUUGCCACAGAAAAAUUCUAAGCAUUUUUUGUCCCAAAGCUGCUUGCUGUAUAUGUUUAUAUCUUCUCGGAGCAAUUUGUGUGGUUUCUUUCGGUGUAUUUAA